CUAACCUGAGUAACCUGACAUAUUGAAAUAUUUGUAUGCAUUGUGUAUGUAUCUAGCCGGUACAAAGCAAAUUUUACAGUAUUAUAUUAACAUAAACUAUUAACUAAAUAAACUGAAUUUUAUGCGAAAUGUCGGGAUACAGACCGAUUUACACCGCCGACGAAGACACAAUCAUCCUGAAAUUCAUCAUUGCAACCCAAAGCUACUAUCAAAUCCGUGGCAAAUCUCUGUGGGAGGAUAUGGCCAAUAGUGGCUUAAUUGAUAGGACCUGGAUGAGCCUCAAGGAACGCUUUGAUAAACAUAUACUGCCCCGGAUCAACGAUUCCAGAUUCGAUUUAUCAGCGACGGGAAAAAAACACAUUGAACUGGGUCACUACCAACUGAGUUUAAAGAUUGACGAUGUGGAUGAAGACGAUGAUUCGGGUGCCGAAAUCUCAGUUGAUAGUGACAGCGAUGAAGAGGAUACAAAGAAUUAAAUCAGGAGAUGAAGAAUGGAUGUCAGGGUUAAGUUACAGAGACUUCGAGGAUCGCUAUACUCGAGAUAUCAUGUCCGAUAUCACCUAAGUGGCAGAGUUGCCUUCAGUAGAUUGAAGACAGUUACAAAAAAAAAUCAUGGUUACUCUGCAUUAUAGGAAAAAUAUAUAAACAUGAUGGUUAACUCCUGACAAGAUACUAAUAUAAAGCAUUCACAUUUUACCAUGAACAUUAUUUACAUUUUGGCAUGUAUACAAUGUUUUUUUUGUUAUUGUUAUAUUUCAAUAAAUACAAAG
Anoplophora glabripennis (Asian longhorned beetle) is the source of this 770-nucleotide messenger RNA. RefSeq names its product telomeric repeat-binding factor 2-interacting protein 1. Gene Ontology annotation, biological process: regulation of DNA-templated transcription; telomere maintenance via telomere lengthening. NCBI's taxonomy places the organism in Eukaryota, Metazoa, Arthropoda, Insecta, Coleoptera, Cerambycidae. The transcript is spliced from 2 exons. Gene Ontology annotation, cellular component: shelterin complex. Bases 129 to 476 code for a protein of 115 amino acids. The record is from RefSeq and is a predicted model, not a curated record. Gene Ontology annotation, molecular function: telomeric repeat DNA binding.